Glarea lozoyensis ATCC 20868 is the source of this 645-nucleotide messenger RNA. RefSeq lists its product as uncharacterized. NCBI's taxonomy places the organism in Eukaryota, Fungi, Ascomycota, Leotiomycetes, Helotiales, Helotiaceae. Bases 1 to 645 code for a protein of 214 amino acids. The transcript has a single exon. The record is from RefSeq and is a predicted model, not a curated record.
AUGGCCACAUUUCACCCAUUCAUGAGACUCCCCUCGGAGUUACGCAUCAAAAUUUGGCGCUACAAUUUCCCUGGACCUCGUGUUGUCGCCGUCCGAUAUGCUCGCGGUCAGAAUAGAUAUGUCAGUGAUAGAGCACCGCCAGUGCUUCUUCACGUCUCCUCAGAAUCACGAAGUGUUUUCCUCUCUACCUACGAGGCUCUCAUACUUUCACCAAGUCACGACUCGUCUGUGUUUAUAGAUUUCGAACGCGACACUUUGUUCUUCGAUCACCUGAAUUGCAGCCCUCGAGGAGACCUGGCCUUAGACUUGGCAUCCAGUCCACAGCGGGACAAGAUAAUUCAAUGUGCGAUUGACGCACAGCUGUGGGAAGUUCUCCGAGUCUUUCGCCAUGAUAGCAUGAGCGAAAUAAGGUUUUUACGAAACUUGAAAACAGUUGCACUUGUACUUCGACACGACCACGAUAGGCUACGGCAGAGUCGGACAAGCAACCACGGCGCAGUUUAUGUUCAGGUAGAUUCCGAUACUGUAGCUUCCGAGAUCAGGCACGUCAAUUGGUAUGUGGAAAGUCUCAAAACGGAAUUGAAUCAUGAAGUCGAGCCGAAAUGGUUGAACGGAAAGCCCAGCGUCCAGACGUGGAUAUGGUGA